Aethina tumida (small hive beetle) is the source of this 1100-nucleotide messenger RNA. RefSeq names its product serine/threonine-protein phosphatase alpha-2 isoform-like. The record is from RefSeq and is a predicted model, not a curated record. The transcript is spliced from 6 exons. Bases 48 to 1025 code for a protein of 325 amino acids. Lineage: Eukaryota; Metazoa; Arthropoda; Insecta; Coleoptera; Nitidulidae. Gene Ontology annotation, molecular function: protein serine/threonine phosphatase activity. Gene Ontology annotation, cellular component: cytoplasm; nucleus.
GUUUUACGUACGCAGGUGUAAAAUAAAUUGUUUUUAGUUAUAAUAAUAUGGCUGAGUUGGAUAUUGACAAUCUUAUAUAUAGACUAUUAGAUGUAAGAAAUGGACCACCAGGAAAAAAUGUAACACUAAAAGAAGAUGAAAUUAAAAAUUUAUGUUACAAGACUCGUGAAAUAUUUUUACAACAGCCCACAUUAUUGGAAUUGGAAGCUCCACUCAAAAUAUGCGGGGACAUCCAUGGACAGUAUUAUGAUUUAUUAAGAGUAUUCGAAUAUGGUGGUUUCCCACCUGAAGAGAAUUAUUUAUUCCUGGGGGAUUAUGUAGAUCGAGGCAAACACUCAAUUGAAACUAUAUGCUUAUUAUUUUGUUAUAAGAUAAAAUAUCCAGAAAAUUUUUUCCUUCUGCGAGGAAACCACGAAUGUGCCUCAAUAAAUAGGAUUUAUGGCUUUUAUGAUGAGUGUAAAAGAAGAUUUUCGAUAAAAUUGUGGAAAACUUUUGCUGAUUGUUUUAACUGUCUUCCAAUAGUUGCAAUUAUUGAUGAAAAAAUAUUCUGUUGUCAUGGAGGUCUUAGCCCAUCUCUCUUCAACAUGGACCAAAUACGCAAUAUUAAAAGACCUGUCGACGUCCCGGACGAAGGAUUACUUUGUGACUUACUGUGGUCAGAUCCAGAACCACAAUUGAGUGGUUGGGGCUAUAAUCAACGAGGUGUUUCUCAUACAUUUGGAGAAGGUGUGGUUAGCCAAUUUCUACAAAAACACGAUCUGGAUUUGAUUUGUAGGGGACAUCAGGUUGUUGAAGAUGGAUACGAGUUUUUCGCAAUGAGACAGCUAGUGACCUUAUUUACAGCUCCAAAUUAUUGUGGAGAGUUUAGAAAUGCUGGCGCCAUGAUAUCCGUUGAUGAGAGUUUGAUGUGCACAUUCAAGAUUAUAAAACCUGCAGAUAAAUUGCCAGGGCAUGAAUUUAAAGGACUUAAUUCUGGUAUACCAGCAAAACCUCAAAGGAAUUGGCAAUACAUAAAAAACGAAUAAUACUAGAUAUACAAUAGGUGACUUAAGUGCUACUUUGUAACUAAAAAAUUAAUAAAGACUCAUUACUUACAAUAA